CGUGCCGAGGCCGCAAAGCUCCGGUGCUCCGAUGCUCCGAUGCGCUUCUUCAAAUGACAUCAGUCCGCGUCUAUCUUUUGCCUUGGGUAUCAAUCAAGAAUACCCGCGGGCUAGCUAGCUCGAGAGCUGUCCGGAUUCCUAUAAGGUCGCAGCUGGAAGGCGCGUCAUGCUCCCAACGGGCCGUUCUCUCAUUCAACAUGCCCGCACGCGCCGUGAUGCCGCUCCUCUCGCGGGGCACCGUUGCCUCGUCUCGACAGACCCUUCUAGCCUCUCGAUCCUGCAAGGAUCGCACCAGGUCGUGGGUGACUCGUCGAUCGUUAUCGUCCCUGCCAAAUCUACCUCUCUUCCGUGCCUUGCAGAACCAUGAUCAAUCCAACCUGGCGGUCGUGCACAGCUCGUCUGCUCGUUCCUUUACCUACGGCAAUUUGGUUGCGGAUGUGCUGCAAGCGAAGGAACGACUGGUGGGAACCGACCAGCAUGGCUUGUCGGGGGAGAGAGUGGCGUUUCUGGCGGAGAAUAGCUACGACUACGUAGUGACGCUCCUGUCCAUCCUUGCGAGCGAUGCGAUUGCCCUUCCCCUCUCCCCGGCUUUCCCGAUCGGCGAAUUGAAGUACAUCAUGGACAAUUCUCAGGCAAAGGUGCUAGUUGCCACGGAGAAGUAUGCGGGGAAAGCGCAGGAUCUUCUCAAGGCGGGGCUGGAAAGAGAGCCUGUGUUUGAUGUCAAGGAGAAGAUCAAGGUCGGCGCGAGCAAUUCUGGUUCUGUGUCGUUGGAGGACCUGACGAAGACGUCCCGCGGUGGAAUGAUGCUCUAUACGUCCGGCACUACGAAUAGACCGAAAGGCGUCCUGAUUCCCCAGUCGGCGUUGACAGCGCAAGCCGCAUCUCUCCUCGAGGCGUGGAGAUACACUCCAGAGGACCGACUACUCCAUCUCCUUCCCCUGCACCACAUCCACGGUACUGUGAACGCCAUCGUAACCCCAAUUCUCGCUGGAUCAUCGAUUGAAUUCAUGUUCCCCUUCAACACCGACGCCGUGUGGAAGCGCCUCGCAGCCCCCUUCCUACCCAGCCCUCCAACAGCAGGAGCAAACAGCAAAAUCACCUUCCUCACCGCCGUCCCAACUAUCUACAACCGCCUCCUCUCCUCCUUUCCCACCCUCCCCUCCGAAACCCAAGAGGCCGCACGGAAAGGCAUCUCACCCGAGAACAUGCGUCUGAACAUCUCCGGCUCCGCCGCCCUUCCCACGCCCAUCAAGCAGGCCUGGAAGGACCUCAGCAACGGAAACGUACUGCUCGAACGAUACGGCAUGACCGAGGUCGGAAUGGCAAUCAGCUGUGGCCUCGACUUCGCGGACCGCGUCGAUGGCAGCGUCGGCUGGCCGCUCCCGUCCGUCGAGGCCCGACUAGUCGACACGGAGACCAACGAAGUCAUCCAGCCCGGCGAAGAGCGCGACGCGAACGGCCGAGAACGGGAAGGCGAGAUCCAACUUCGCGGGCCCACCAUCUUCCAGGAGUACUGGGCUAACGCGAAGGCGACGAAUGAGUCUUUCGGCGCGGACAAGGACGGGAAAGGUGAUUGGUUCAAGACGGGGGAUGUCGCUACCCGUCGUGUCGUCCCCGAUGCGGGUAAAGGAACGACGAGUGGGGAAUGGGCUCAGGGGCCGAUGUACUUCAUCCAGGGCCGUCUGAGUGUUGAUAUUAUCAAGACUGGGGGGGAGAAAGUUAGUGCGUUGGAGGUGGAGAGGGAGCUUCUUUCACUACCCCAAAUCGCCGAAGCCGCCGUCGUCGGUCUUCCCUCAGAGCAAUGGGGCCAGAAGGUUGCCGCCAUCGUCGUCCUCAAACCUGAUAUGGUGAAUACCGGACGCAACGGGAAAGCGUGGGGUCCGUUGGACAUGCGACGGGCCCUGAAGGACCGACUGGCGAGUUACAAAAUGCCGCAGGAAAUGAAGGUGCUGGAUGGAGUAAUUCCGAGGAAUGCAAUGGGGAAGGUUAAUAAGAAGACGCUGGUGAAGGAGGUUUUUGGGAUUUAGACUAGGAUGGUGGGAGUGGGCUGUAUGAUAUAUGGGGAAAGGGGUCGACGUGUGUAUGAUAUUGAUUGGAUUCGAUUAUAUUGACUGGCGGCACUUGUCGCUUAUACAUACCACGACAGCAGACAGCAAGUUAUUUGCACCCAC
Molecule: messenger RNA, 2171 nt
Organism: Aspergillus heteromorphus CBS 117.55
Lineage: Eukaryota; Fungi; Ascomycota; Eurotiomycetes; Eurotiales; Aspergillaceae
Product: acyl-CoA synthetase
Exons: 5
Coding region: 198-2027 (609 amino acids)
Biological process (GO): fatty acid metabolic process
Molecular function (GO): medium-chain fatty acid-CoA ligase activity
Source: RefSeq, a predicted model, not a curated record